Molecule: messenger RNA, 3288 nt
Organism: Chanos chanos (milkfish)
Lineage: Eukaryota; Metazoa; Chordata; Actinopteri; Gonorynchiformes; Chanidae
Gene: srgap1a
Product: SLIT-ROBO Rho GTPase activating protein 1a
Exons: 22
Coding region: 4-3288 (1094 amino acids)
Biological process (GO): signal transduction
Molecular function (GO): protein binding
Source: RefSeq, a predicted model, not a curated record
AAGAUGUCCAACCCGCCUGUGAAGUUCAAAAAGGAUAAAGAAAUCAUCGUAGAAUACGAGAGUCAAGUUAAAGAGAUUCGAGCUCAGCUGGUGGAGCAGCAGAAAUGUCUGGAACAGCAGACGGAGAUGAGGGUGCAGCUCCUGCAGGACUUGCAGGAUUUCUUCCGCAAGAAAUCGGAGAUUGAGAUGGAGUACUCGCGCAACCUGGAGAAACUGGCCGAACGCUUCAUGGCCAAGACCAGGAGCACCAAGGACCACCAACAGUAUAAGAAAGACCAGAACCUGCUGUCUCCUGUAAACUGCUGGUACCUGUUGCUUAACCAGGUGCGGAGGGAGAGUAAAGACCACGCCACAUUGAGUGACAUCUACCUGAAUAACGUCAUUAUGCGCUUCAUGCAGAUCAGCGAAGACUCCACACGUCUGCUCAAGAAGAGUAAAGAGAUAACCUUUCAACUACAAGAGGAUCUGAUGAAAGUCCUCAACGAGCUCUACACUGUGAUGAAAACCUACCACAUGUACCACACAGAGAGCAUCAGCGCUGAGAGCAAGCUGAAGGAGGCGGAGAAGCAGGAGGAGAAGCAGAUUGGCAGGACGGGAGAUCCCGUCUUCAGCAUUCGCCACGAGGACAAACACCAGAGGCGAAGUUCGGUGAAGAAGAUCGAGAAGAUGAAGGAGAAGAGGCAAGCCAAGUACUCUGAGAACAAGCUGAAAUCCAUCAAAGCUCGGAACGAGUAUCUGCUGACACUGGAAGCCACCAAUUCCUCUGUUUUUAAAUAUUACAUCCACGACUUGCCCGAUUUAAUUGACUGCUGUGAUUUGGGAUACCACGCCAGUCUGAACCGGGCGCUGCGGACCUACCUCUCGGCGGAAUACAAUCUGGAGACGUCUCGCCACGAGGGACUGGACAUCAUUGAGAACGCGGUGGACAGUUUGGAUCCUCGCAGCGACCGGCAGCGGUUCAUGGAGAUGUACCCCACCGCCUUCUGCCCGCCUGCCAAAUUUGAGUUCCAGGCACAUAUGGGAGAUGAGGUGUGUCAGAUUACGGCCCAGCCACCAGUGCAGGCGGAGCUAAUGCUGAGGUUCCAGCAGCUGCAGUCGCGCCUGGCCACGCUGAAAAUCGAAAACGAAGAGGUCAAAAAGACGUCGGAGGCUACGCUGACCACGAUUCAGGACAUGGUGACCAUCGAAGACUACGAUGUGUCGGAGUGUUUCCACCACAGUCGCUCAACGGAGUCGGUGAAGUCCACUGUGUCGGAGACCUACCUCAGCAAACCCAGUAUUGCUAAGAGACGAGCCAACCAGCAGGAAACUGAGCAGUUCUACUUCAUGAAAUUUCGCGAGUAUCUGGAGGGCAGCAAUCUCAUCACCAAACUCCAGGCCAAGCAUGACCUCCUGAAGAGGACGCUGGGAGAGGGUCACCGAGCUGAAUACAUGACCACAAGGCCUCCAAAUGUCCCUCCCAAACCCUACGGCACACGGAGGCCAAGACCGCGUUCUGUGUUUAACGUUAAACUGUUUAAUGGCAAUUUGGAAGCCUUUGUUAAGGACUCGGGUCAAGCCAUCCCUCGUGUGGUGGAGAGCUGCAUUCGAUUCAUCAACCUGUACGGCCUCCAACAUCAAGGCAUAUUUCGAGUAUCUGGUUCCCAAGUGGAAGUCAAUGAUAUUAAGAACUCAUUUGAGAGAGGUAACGACCCUCUGACAGACGAAGAGAACAACCAUGACAUCAACUCCGUAGCAGGUGUUCUCAAACUGUACUUCCGAGGCCUGGAAAACCCUCUCUUUCCCAAGGAAAGAUUCAAUGACCUCAUCUCCUGUGUCCGAAUAGAGAAUCUGUAUGAGAGGGCCCUCUACAUUCGGAAGAUCCUCUUGACUCUGCCCAGAUCAGUGCUUAUAGUGAUGCGCUACCUGUUCUCUUUCCUCAACCACUUAUCUCAGUACAGUGAUGAAAACAUGAUGGACCCUUAUAACCUGGCCAUCUGCUUUGGCCCCACCCUCAUGCCUACGCCUGACAUCCAGGACCAGGUCUCCUGUCAGGCCCACGUUAACGAGAUCAUCAAAACCAUCAUCAUCCAUCACGAAACCAUCUUCCCCGACGCUAAGGAACUGGAGGGCCCCGUGUAUGAGAAGUGCAUGGCUGGCGGAGACUACUGUGAGAGUCCAUACAGCGAACACGGAGCCCUUGAAGAGGUGGAUCAGGAUGGAGGGGCCGAAACACACACCAGUGAAGAUGAGGGAGAGCCCAUUGAAGCGAUCGCCAAGUUUGACUACGUGGGCCGCUCAGCACGCGAGCUGUCCUUUAAGAAGGGCGCGUCCCUUCUGCUGUACCAGCGGGCCUCGGAUGAUUGGUGGGAAGGCAGACAUAAUGGCAUCGACGGUCUGGUGCCCCAUCAGUACAUUGUAGUGCAGGACAUAGACGACACUUUCUCAGACACGCUGAGUCAGAAGGCAGACAGUGAGGCCAGCAGUGGACACGGAGCAGACGAGAAAUGCCCGGGUCGAGACGUGAGCUCCCCGACAGACGGCAGAGUGCCAGAGGCCUACAUCAGCAGACAUGGAAGAAGGAGUGACCCGCCCUCCCGUCGCCCCCCUGGUCGCCCUAGCGAUGGACAUUGUUUGGUGCACCCCUCGCAGGGUCACGGUCACAGCAACGUCUCGGACAUGGGCUCGCCGGUGAUGGGCCACUACAGCCCCCGAGAACUCCUGCGAGGGCGGGGCCACGUGCCCACGGACAGCCCAGAAUGCCGACGACGGACGGGCCACGGCAGCCUGACCAACAUCAGCCGUCACGAGUCCCUCAAGAAGAUGGAGAGCCCGCCCAUCAGGCGCUCCACGUCGUCGGGCCAGUACACGGGCUUCUCAGAACCCCACGGCAAAACUCUGGACCCGGAGACCAUCGCACAGGACAUCGAGGAGACGAUGAACACGGCUCUGAACGAGUUGCGAGAGCUGGAGAGGCAGAGUACGGCCAAGCACGCUCCUGACGUGGUCCUGGACACGCUGGAGCAGAUGAAGAACGCCCCGACGCCAGCCAGCUCCACCGAAUCCCUGAGCCCCCUGCACGGGGUCGUGCUGCGUCCCACCGGCGCCGAGCCGCACAUGCGUCGCAGCACCAGCUCCUCCGCCACCGACGCCAUGACCACCUUCAAGCCUGCGGUGGCACCGCGAAUGGGAGUCCAGCUAAAGCCUCCCGCCCUCAGGCCUAAGCCGAUGGUCAUGCCCAAGACCAACACCGCCCAGCCAGCCGCACCUCCGCCGCAAGAUCCGCUGGACAAGUCCUGCACCAUGUGA